UUAAUUUUUAUUGUUUUGCUAGUUAUUACUUUUAAGUAUUUACUUUCUAAUUUAUCUGAAAGGUUAGAUGGUAAAUAUUUUAUAAUUUACAGUUCUGAAUGUGCAAAAUGCAUCUGAUUACAUUAUAUUAUUAACGCUUAAAAUGCGAUAAAAAUAUAUUAAUCAAACAGUUUUUAAUUCUAAUACUUAAUGGGAGAUGGCAUAUGAAUUAACUGCAGAAGGAUUUUUAUCUUCAGCAAAAGCCUUUAUUGAAACAUCUAAUCUUCUUCAUGAUGACUGGAAAUUGUACGAAAACUCGGAUAUCUGUAAAAGUUAUAUUCAGAAAAACACUUUUAUUGACGUCAAAGAACAAUUGUUUAAAGCAGAAUUUGUUAUAUUUUACCAUUUAAGCUAUGGUGUACCCACAUUUAGUUUUAAUAUAUGGGAUUCUACAGGAAUGCCAUUAAAUUUGGAAGAUAUAAGGAAAUUAUCCUUUACAGAGAUAAACCAAAAGGAUUUUUAUUCUGUUAUAACCCAACAGGAACAUCCAGUAUUAUGUCGACCAUUCUUUAUUAUGCAUCCAUGCCACACUUAUCAAUUACUAUCUAGCUUAACAGAAUCUAAGAAUAUUAUUGUAACUUUUCUAGGUCUCAUCACUCCAAUAAUAAAUUUACAACUUUCUUUAAAGUAUGGCUUAUGAUUUUAAUAUUUUCAUUAAAAUCUGGUGCUCACACAUAAAAGGUGUCUUUUUUCAGGAUCUAUGCUUUAUAAUUUACACCCUCAAAUUAUAUACCAAUCACACCUAAUAGAUUAUAAUCUAUCUAUGUCUUAUAAGACAACAAUAUAAAAAGGUUAAUGUUUUUCUUUGAAUAUGAAGUCUUAUGAAUAAAAAAUUGAUGUGCCAGAAACUAAAUUUAAUAUUACUUAAUGGAAAAACAUCACUGCUAUGAUAAAUAACAGCAUAUUGUUCAUGAGUUAUAUAGGCGUACCUUCAAACAUAGUGUACAUGGAAGGUUUCUCAAUUUGCAGAUAAUAAUAAAAAAAUGUUGUUGACAUUACAGCAUUACCUGGCAAACUUAAUAUUAUUUAUGUUUUCUAAGAUCUAAUGUUAGGUAAACAUAGUAAAUGUUUUUAAUAAAUCUGUCUAUGUCCUUUGGGUAUAUUUUUCUAGAUCAGCUGAUGAGAUGAUAUGUAACGAUUUAAUUUUAUAAUCCAUAGUUUGUAACUAUGCAUUUACAAUAAUAGAAUUUAAAGACUUAGAACUUAACUAAGAAAUUUUUUAUGUGAUGAAAUGAUAAAUAUAAAUUACAGUAAUAUAUAUUAGAUAAAGAA
Messenger RNA from Pieris rapae (cabbage white), 1311 nucleotides. RefSeq names its product ubiquitin-like-conjugating enzyme ATG10 (gene Atg10). The transcript has 2 exons. Gene Ontology annotation, molecular function: Atg12 transferase activity. Gene Ontology annotation, cellular component: intracellular anatomical structure. Bases 197 to 679 code for a protein of 160 amino acids. Lineage: Eukaryota; Metazoa; Arthropoda; Insecta; Lepidoptera; Pieridae. The record is from RefSeq and is a predicted model, not a curated record. Gene Ontology annotation, biological process: protein lipidation; macroautophagy; protein modification by small protein conjugation.